GGGCUGAGAGGGUGGGGCCUGGGAGGAGACAAAGCCGGGAAGAGUUAAAAGCCUUGACCCUGCCCCCGGGCGUCCGAGCGAAGGUUGUGGCGGAUGCUGAUCUAACUGGGGCCGGCUUAUUACAGCUUGUGUGUGCGCGCGGGUGUGAGCCGGGUUAUUGAAGUAAAAAUGUCCAGAAAAAUCCAUGGAGGUUCUGUGGUGGAGAUGCAAGGAGAUGAAAUGACACGAAUCAUUUGGGAAUUGAUUAAAGAAAAACUCAUUCUUCCCUAUGUGGAACUGGAUCUGCAUAGCUAUGAUUUAGGCAUAGAGAAUCGUGAUGCCACCAAUGACCAGGUCACCAAAGAUGCUGCAGAGGCUAUAAAGAAAUACAACGUGGGCGUCAAGUGUGCUACCAUCACCCCCGAUGAGAAGAGGGUUGAAGAAUUCAAGUUGAAACAAAUGUGGAAAUCACCAAACGGCACCAUCCGAAACAUUCUGGGUGGCACUGUCUUCAGAGAAGCUAUUAUCUGCAAAAAUAUCCCCCGGCUAGUGACAGGCUGGGUAAAACCCAUCAUCAUUGGCCGACACGCAUAUGGGGACCAAUACAGAGCAACUGAUUUUGUUGUUCCUGGGCCUGGAAAAGUAGAGAUAACCUACACACCAAAAGAUGGAACUCAGAAGGUGACAUACGUGGUGCAUGACUUCGAAGAAGGUGGUGGUGUUGCCAUGGGCAUGUACAACCAGGAUAAGUCAAUUGAAGAUUUUGCACACAGUUCCUUCCAAAUGGCUCUGUCAAAGGGCUGGCCUUUGUAUCUAAGCACCAAGAACACUAUUCUGAAGAAGUAUGAUGGGCGUUUCAAAGACAUCUUCCAGGAGAUCUAUGACAAGAAAUACAAGUCCCAGUUUGAAGCUCAGAAGAUCUGGUAUGAACACAGGCUCAUAGAUGACAUGGUGGCCCAGGCAAUGAAGUCAGAGGGAGGCUUCAUCUGGGCCUGUAAGAACUAUGAUGGGGAUGUGCAGUCGGACUCAGUGGCCCAAGGUUAUGGCUCCCUUGGCAUGAUGACCAGUGUGCUGAUUUGUCCAGAUGGUAAGACGGUAGAAGCAGAGGCUGCCCAUGGCACUGUCACACGUCACUACCGCAUGUACCAGAAAGGGCAAGAGACGUCCACCAACCCCAUUGCUUCCAUUUUUGCCUGGUCCCGAGGGUUAGCCCACAGAGCAAAGCUUGAUAACAAUAAUGAGCUCAGCUUCUUCGCAAAGGCUUUGGAAGACGUCUGCAUUGAGACCAUUGAGGCUGGCUUUAUGACUAAGGACUUGGCUGCUUGCAUUAAAGGCUUACCCAAUGUACAACGUUCUGACUACUUGAAUACAUUUGAGUUUAUGGACAAACUUGGAGAAAACUUGAAGGCCAAAUUAGCUCAGGCCAAACUUUAAGGUCAAACCUGGGCUUAGAAUGAGUCUUUGUGAUAACUAGGUCCACAGGUUUACGUAGUUUUUUUUUUUUUUUUAGUAGCACUCAAAGUUAAAAACAAAAAUCAUUUUGUAAUUUGUUUAGAAGACAAAGUUGAACUUUUCUAUAUGUUUACAGCCUUUUUUCUUUUUCAUACAGUUAUUGCCACCUUAAUGAAUGUGGUGGGGAAGUUUUUUUAAUUGUAUUUUAUUGUGUAAUAGCAGUGUAGGAAUUAUGUUAGUACCUGUUCACAAUUAACUGUCACGUUUUCUCAUGCUCUAACGUAAAUGACCAAAAUCAGAAGUGCUCCAAGGGUGAACAAUAGCUACAGUAUGGUUCCCCACAAGGGUAAAAGAGAAACUCACUUCCCCUGUUGUCCAUGAGUGUGAACACUGAGGCCUUUGUGUGCAAAUGUUGUACUGUGUGUGGGAGAGCUAUACAAUGAGCUCACACAAGACUGGAACAGAUAGGAUGUGUGUAGCUAAAAUGCAUGGCAGACGUGUUUGUAAAGAGCAUGUACGUGUCCAAUAUACUAGUUAUAUUUUAAGGCCACUGGAGAAGUCCAAGUCUAGAAUAAAUGCAGACUGGAGGAUUCUGCUCUUUGAUUUCUCUUCUCCUGUGACCCAGCCCAAGUAUUAUCCUACCCCAAACAGCACAUUUCACCCAUGUGCAAUAAUGGGAGCCACACCAUUUGGAUUUCUGCUAGCCUGCUGCAUUUCUUUUAUAUAAAUGUGACUUUUUUUUCCCCAGAAGUUGAUAUUAAACACUAUUACAGUAUAGUCCUUCUAAAACGUUAAUUUUAUUAAAAUGAAGUACUAAUGA
Messenger RNA from Mus pahari (shrew mouse), 2251 nucleotides. It is a transcript of the gene Idh1, whose product is annotated as isocitrate dehydrogenase (NADP(+)) 1, cytosolic. Gene Ontology annotation, cellular component: peroxisome; cytosol; mitochondrion. Bases 169 to 1413 code for a protein of 414 amino acids. The transcript has 9 exons. Gene Ontology annotation, molecular function: NAD binding; isocitrate dehydrogenase (NADP+) activity; magnesium ion binding. NCBI's taxonomy places the organism in Eukaryota, Metazoa, Chordata, Mammalia, Rodentia, Muridae. Gene Ontology annotation, biological process: isocitrate metabolic process. The record is from RefSeq and is a predicted model, not a curated record.